This is a messenger RNA of Lactuca virosa, 2064 nucleotides long. NCBI's taxonomy places the organism in Eukaryota, Viridiplantae, Streptophyta, Magnoliopsida, Asterales, Asteraceae. The record is from the annotation of a GenBank genome assembly.
GUGUCGUAGCAUCGCAUCAUUUACUAAUUGUGGAUUCCUUUGAGUAUCCGUUUUAACAAAAGUCAUGAUCUCUUGAAAGAUACGUCACCUGGUGUCAUCAUCAAUUUUGAUUAUUUGCACCGGUGUUCCCUUCCUACGCGUGUGGUGUUUCUUUGCUGCCACGCCGCAUCCCACCACCGUCGCUACGCCAUUGAAUCAUUUCCAAGGUUUUGUCGGUACUCCACCAUUUGCUAACUGUUCCUCGGAGAACAUCUUCAACACAUCAUCAAAAUCAGAGUUAGGGUUACGCUUUUAACACUUUCUUCGGUUUGAUUCCAAAUUAAAUGCUCUGUUAUUAGAAGAAUGGGACCAUUAGCCUAUACUCAAAGAAGCUCUGCUUAUUUCUCUGCUCUCACCCAAGAGAUCGACAAAAAGCUUCAGAGGGCACUUGCUUCACCAACUCAAAGACGCGAUUUAUUACAACAGCUAUUUGCAGACGUAGCUUUACAAGUUGAUGAUCGAGCUAGAGAUAUAAUCCUUGAGGAUGCGUUACAGAUUAAGGGUUCUUUAUGUUUUUACGAUGUUCUUGCUGACCAUUUUGCGAAUGAACUUGAGCGAGGGAAACCAAUCAUUGAUUUGAUCGUUCAACUAUGGAGCCAGCCUUUUGCCUCUCAUAUAUUUGCAUUAUUGUUCCAUAAAUGGUUGUUUGAAGUUGAAGUUGAUAGUCCAGAUCUCCUCCUUCGCUACUCCUCAGCUCUUGUCCAAGGUGCUAUGAAUGUUUUCUGGAUUGACAUCCAGACAAACACCACCCAUUUCCAAAGUCUUUUUAGGUAUCUUCUUGAGGAUGUUGCAUUGGUGCCCGAUAAGUUGAAGAAAAUCCCUUUGCAGGCUCAAAGAGAUCUGUUUCUUCUUCUUUCAAGAUUUAUAUUCCUUUAUAAUCUAGAUGAAAAGCUUGAAUCCUUAUUUCACCACUUCCCGGAGUUCCCAAAUGCUUUCUUGAUCGGUGGGCCCGCGGAUGUUUUUGUUAUAGAACUAACUAAUCAGCUUCAAAAAUUAAAAGUGGAGCCAGUGUUGUUACAUUACCUGUCCCACAUUAAAGUUCUUCAAGGUUUGGAACUUCGAAUGACAACAAGUACCAGACUUAAAACAUGUUUGUACAGCUUCACGUCUCCUGGUGGGCCCAUGUAUCCAACACGAGCCGUUCGUCACGCAGCCUGGGAUGCUCUUGAUUUUCUUUUUCCGGUUGGGCAAUAUCCUCGACAUGUUAUAAGUUUGUUUUUCCGGCUGUUAUAUCCAUGGUACUGGCCAUCCUCUUGUUGGAAUUUUGUGUUGGCAUGCAUACACGCCAUAUUGUAUUCGAUUGAGAGGCUCAUUUUCCCUACACAUAAGUUGAGGGAGCCCCACAUGUAGCUGUUGUGGAAUUAUGUUUGUUGUAUUACGGUUGAUUGUACUUGAAACUAUAUUUUGUAUACCCUUUUUUCAAGUUACAUUGGCUUGUGAAUCCCUUUAAAUUGUUGUAGUUGAUAGAUACACAAAAGUCUCAACCCAACCAUGUCACCAAGUAAAAAACUGAGCAGCUACAACCUGUUUGUCCACAUUGGCAACAUGUUAACUAAAGUUACAACCAUAUUAUUAAAUGAAGCACAGAGAAAACUACCUUGAACUCCUCAUACAUCUUCCAAGAACUAGUUAUUUCUGGCAAUUGAUGUAGACUUUGAUGCUUUUCCAUGUCUUGAAGGAUGAACAGAUAAAAAGAAGAUGAUAGAGGAGUACAGACAGACAUACCACAAACUGAGUAUCAUAAUAAUCAAUACAAUACAACGGUCUAACAUCUAUAGUAAUAAGGAUAAAGCUCCAUAAAAAGAAACUAAGUUUCUACAAUCCUCCCACCCUACCACCAGUUUUAGCCUAGAGAAUUGGGUAUGUGUUCAGUUGACAAAAAACAAAAUACAAACAAGGUUUUGGUGCACAGCUGAUGAUUGAUGAUCUCAGUUAGUUUGCAUUGAUUCCUGAUGAUACUUCUCCAAAUCAGCAUCAAGAUCAUCUGCAGAUAUCUUUUCUCCACCUCCACCACCACCACCACCA